This is a messenger RNA of Wickerhamiella sorbophila, 492 nucleotides long. RefSeq lists its product as hypothetical. Lineage: Eukaryota; Fungi; Ascomycota; Dipodascomycetes; Dipodascales; Trichomonascaceae. The transcript has a single exon. The record is from RefSeq and is a predicted model, not a curated record. Bases 1 to 492 code for a protein of 163 amino acids.
AUGGAGACUCGAGUGUCCAGAAAAGAUCUGUUUGAGGAUAUCUCAGAACCCGUGGGCGAGCCAGUGGUCGACCUGGAGUUUGAUGAAGUCAAUGUGGAUGUUGUCAGCGACGAUGGCCAAGAUACUAGCGCGUUCCAGCUGUUUGGUGGUCAAACCAUGACCAUUGAUCUGAACGCUGAAGAUGACGACGGUCCUGUGGUGACAAGGCCAGAUAGCUACUACUUUGCCGUGUCAGGCGCCGACCGCGAACGGUGCAUUCUUGUUGCAGUUACAGGAGAGGAUAUUUUAGAGCAAGCGGCUAGGGAACUGGCCAUCGCAGCAAGCAGUCCGCCGGCCCCCGAUAUCAACGAAGGGUGGAUCAAGCCACGGCGGAAGUGUCGGCCGGGCAAAUCGGCACGAAAGAACCGCAAAGAGCUUAAUAUUAAACGGGAGCAACAACGCAAGGAGGAACAGCAACGCUGGAGAAGGCGUCCCAAGUUCAACCGCCGGUAA